Trametes versicolor FP-101664 SS1 is the source of this 534-nucleotide messenger RNA. Its product is annotated as phosphatases II. The annotation marks the transcript as partial. Gene Ontology annotation, biological process: dephosphorylation. The record is from RefSeq and is a predicted model, not a curated record. The transcript has a single exon. Gene Ontology annotation, molecular function: protein tyrosine phosphatase activity. NCBI's taxonomy places the organism in Eukaryota, Fungi, Basidiomycota, Agaricomycetes, Polyporales, Polyporaceae.
CGGCCAAUCCCCAACUCGUACUGGGCGACGCCCUAUCUCGUCGCCUGCGAGUUCCCCUAUUGCCCCAUCGCCCCCGCCCAGCUCGCCCGCAGACACACCAAGCAGAAGCUAGACGCUCUGCUCCUGGCUGGGGUGCGCACAUUCAUCGACCUCACCGAGCCGCACGAGCUCUUCCCGUACUCGCCGCACCUCGCGCAGCGCUGCUACGACCUCGGCAUCGACCCGCACGAGGUCGAGUACCACAACUUCCCGAUCCCGGACCGCUGCCUGCCCGAGUCCGUCGACUUCGUGCGGCGCAUCAUGCACGUCCUGGGCGACAACGAGCAGCGCGGGCGCACCUGCGCGGUGCACUGCCGCGGGGGCAUCGGCCGCACGGGCCUCAUCGUCGGGUGCUGGCUCGUCGAGUGCGGGAUCGCGCGCGACGGCGACGACGCGCUCCGCAUGAUCGCGGAGGAGUGGAAGACGGUCGAGAAGUGCAAGCGGUACCCGCUCAGCCCCGAGACCGGGCCCCAGCACGACUACGUGCGCACGUUC